AUGGAGGCGCAAGGCUAUAAUGAAGCGUAUGCAGCUGUACCAGCCUCCCCUUCUCUUGAGGCCUUGCCUCCUAUGGAUGGCCUCGACAAACACCGGGAUCUAUUCAUCAAGAUCAUGGACACCAUCUUGGUGAACUGUGUGAGACUCAAUGAUGCGCUUGGCAGAUACGGACGCCAAACAAAGGAGAGAAUGGUGACAACCAACAUCGAGAAGGUUCGGGGCUGCGUGAAUCAGCUCGCUCAGUUGGGGUACGCAGAAGCAAUCUAUGCCAUCAAGAAAGAGAAUGCUCUAUUUGCGAGCAAGCACAUCCAAGUUCAGUACAACGAAACCGUUUAUUGGGAGAUCAUCAAGAAAGGUGCGGCCCUUCUGGAUCCGGCGAAGCUGCCGACCUCUAAGGGACCCCUUGAUGAAUUCACCAUGGCUGAAAAGGUUGCAACUGAAGCUUUCAUGAAGGAAGCAGGUUACGGACUCAGCCUUGCAAACAAGCGACUUUGUCGCAUACUCUGGAAGCGGUUGUCCGAGAUGCGGAAAGUUGGCGUGGAUCGACUUCUCCUGUAUCGUACGAAAGAAUUCGACGACUUCUGCAGGAAUUAUAAACCAGAAUGUGAGGUCUCGCUGGAAGAAACGGUUCGGAGCUGGGAAGAAAAGUACGGCCUACACUUUGAACAACUAGAAGACCGAAUCACGCGGGAGAGCCAGGGGGAUUUUACGGGAAGACUAUGGCUGAGUCAGCCGCAUGUGGUGGAGAGGUUGGAGGUCCAGGACCUUUCUUGGAACAGUGCGGACAACCCGUGGUUUUCCGACGCGGAAGAAGCCGCGUUCCAAUCAAGUGGGGCCUGUGGGCCGGCGGCCGCCCAGCUUGGGGGUUUCUUUGACAUCUAUACAGGAGCGGAGGGGAUGAGGAAUAAAUCGAUCUUUGUUACUCUUUUGCCCAAAGACGAGAUUUUCCUUUCGGUUUGUCCCAUUAUUUCGGUUAACAAGGGGGACUUUUUAGGGAUUUUGGCGGGGGAUAUUCGGUACUCGGACAACUUCAGCGUUUCACACGGCGUUCCCGGUCCUGAAGACAAACUUUGGUUGGACUACUCCAAGGUGACUGGAACGCUCAACUUGAUGGGAGUAGCGGUCCCUGGUAAAAGCUCGAAUGUGUAUCUUCAAUGGGAGCUUGCUCAUAAGCAGGACGGAAGAGAGUCAUGUCUAACGUGGAGGGUUGCAGUUCGAGCCCUCAGGGCGAUUCGGCCCUUUGAAGAGCUUAUUCGGGAUGCUGCCCACAAAGAACAACGUCUCUUACAUCAGUCGCCAAGUUUUGCUAGAAAGGGUUUUCUGCAAGAUGAUCAGUUCUAG
Molecule: messenger RNA, 1341 nt
Organism: Aspergillus melleus
Lineage: Eukaryota; Fungi; Ascomycota; Eurotiomycetes; Eurotiales; Aspergillaceae
Exons: 1
Coding region: 1-1341 (446 amino acids)
Source: RefSeq, a predicted model, not a curated record